Molecule: messenger RNA, 678 nt
Organism: Volvox carteri f. nagariensis
Lineage: Eukaryota; Viridiplantae; Chlorophyta; Chlorophyceae; Chlamydomonadales; Volvocaceae
Exons: 2
Coding region: 1-678 (225 amino acids)
Source: RefSeq, a predicted model, not a curated record
AUGUCCAGCAUUUUUGGCAGCAUCACAGUAGAGACUCCGAAGUACUCCGUUGUGAAAGCCCUAGCAGGUGCUAGUGGUGCUGAAUUGCGGAAAUAUUGCCCCCAAGUCCGGGCCGAAGUUCUUUAUGACAUUGCACCAAAUCACGGAAUUAUGGACGGCCUGAACGCACCUUUUCGAGCUCUUGCGGGCAGGGUCUGCAAACGAGCUGUUCCCUGCUUACUCCAAUCCGCCCAGGUCGCCAUGACGGCGCCUGUGGUCAUGCAGACCGGGGCCACAGAGGGGCCGUCAGAGAAGAUCGCCAUGACUGCGCCAGUCGUCAUGCAGACCGGGACCACCGAGGCUGCCGGCGCUUCGGAAGGCCCCGCCGGCGGCAACAAGCGCGUCAUGAGCUUCAUCAUGCCCAGCCAGUACAAGAGUGUGGUGGACCUGCCGGCUCCUAAAGACCCGCGCGUGAGAUUGUUUGAGGUUCCGGAGCGGACCUUUGCGGCGAUCCGGUUCCACGGCAGAAUGACGCAGGCUGUGGCCAAGGUGAAGGAGCAGGAGCUGCGUGCGGCUGCAGCGAAGGCCGACGUCAAGCUAUCUGACGAGCCUCACGCGGUGCAAUACUGCGCCUACAACCCACCGUGGUGCCUGCCAUGGUUCGCCACCAACGACAUUCUGAUCCCCGUUGCGGAGUAA